Molecule: messenger RNA, 164 nt
Organism: Racocetra persica
Lineage: Eukaryota; Fungi; Glomeromycota; Glomeromycetes; Diversisporales; Gigasporaceae
Source: the annotation of a GenBank genome assembly
GAUUAUCACAAACAGAAGUUUUUGCAGCAGCAGCUCAUUUGUUUAAGACAAUGCAUUAUUCAAAAGGUUCCAACAUGGUAGCAGAACUUAAAGAAUCAAAAUUAAGAUUAUCAUCAUGGUCGAUUGAUAAAAAUAACAUCAAUUCUAAUUUAAAAGAAAUUUGA